This is a messenger RNA of Trichoderma asperellum CBS 433.97, 1067 nucleotides long. RefSeq lists its product as uncharacterized. The record is from RefSeq and is a predicted model, not a curated record. NCBI's taxonomy places the organism in Eukaryota, Fungi, Ascomycota, Sordariomycetes, Hypocreales, Hypocreaceae. Gene Ontology annotation, molecular function: catalytic activity.
CUAAAUUGCUGAUGCGAACUAUAUAUAUAGCUUGGUACUUCAUCCUCUAUUCUACUAAUUUGAUAUCUCCAUCUCUCUCACUUCUAAUCUCACUUGCAUCUUAAAUACAAAAUGCCUUCCACCAAUCAAUUAGCUCAGGAGCUUAAGGCACUUCAUAAGCCUGGGUCUCCUCUCGUUCUAUCCAACGUCUGGGACGUCUCUUCUCUGAAUACCAUUCUUUCUUUGAACUCAGAGUCUUCUAGACCUGUGAAAGCAUUAGCCACAGCAUCAUUCGCCAUUGCUGCUACACUGGGUAUUCAAGAUGAAGAGCUUUCCAUGGUGCAAAACCUCGAAGCCAUCUCCAAGAUUGCUCCCCUCGCUGAGCAAGCAGGCCUCCCUCUUUCAGUAGAUAUUCAAGAUGGAUAUGGUGACCUAAUCACAGCAGUUGUCACCGCAGUCGUCGAAUAUGGAGCGGCCGGCGCCAAUAUCGAGGACAGCAUCCCUUCUGCCGGGUUUGAUAAGGGUAUCUCAGGCUCCCUAUACAAACUUGAGGACCAAGUAGUACGACUCAAGCGUGCUCUUGAAGCUGCCAAAGAGGCUGGUGCUCCAGACUUUGUCCUCAACGCUCGAUGCGACGCCUUUCGCCUUGCGCCUUCUCCCGAUUUGACGUACGAAAUUAGACUCGCAGAGGCCAUUAAGCGUGGUAAAGCGUUUCUGGAAGCCGGUGCAACCACAGUUUUCUACUGGGGUGGUCAGGGACAAGGCCUAACCAGCGAAACUGUCAAGACGCUGGUCAAAGAAUUGGACGGCAAGGUCGCAGUUAUUAUGUCUGGGGCGCCCGGUUCCCUCACAACAGCUGAUUUAGCCAAGCUUGGAGUGGCGAGAAUCAGCGUAGGGCCCGGCCUUUAUCUGGCAGCUAUUAAUGCUGUGAAAACUGUAGCAUCGCGAAUGUUCUCGGGAGGUGGACUAGCUUAGAGGCCGUAUAGGUGGUGCUGCUUCACUUAAACCUAUGUAUCCAGAAGCAGUUUUAUGUUAAGAAACGUCAUAUCAUGGAUCAAUAAGAAUACAUUAAUAAACCACUUUCCUAG